CUCUAUUUCUCUCAUUCAUUAUUUUAUUCAUACACUUCUUAGUAUCACUGUUCUGCUUUGCUUAACCUCUGACUUAUAGUUCAGGGAUGAAGCAAAAGACUAAUCUGAAGUAGUAGUUAAUUUUCUGUCUUCUUCUAAUUAGUUCAGUCUCACUCACCGUUGACAAUUUCCAUAGGAUUAGUGCAGACAUGUAUCUAGCUGUAUCAUAUCAACAUGUGCUAGGCGUUAAGUAGACAAUUGUUUACCAAUAAUCAUCUUUCAAAAGCGCCGCUACAAUUUAUGCAUUGCAUGGGAUCAGAUAUAAAUAUUAUGUGUUUACCUCUUUGCCUUCUGGAUAUUUACUCUCUCUCUCUGUUUAGCAGUAUUAAUUUGUUAUAUAUGGAUAUAACUAGAGAGGGUUACCCGUGUCUAGAGUAACUGUAUUGACCUCUGUUGUUUUAUUGUUCUCCUUAAGCGUUAAAUGCUGUUUAAAUCAGGAUGAUGUGAUGGUUUUACUUGAUAUAAGUAUUAAAAAGAAUAUGUUGAGGGAGAUGAAUAGUGUUCACAUUACAAUUUUGGGGGUUACGCAAUGAUAUUCAGUGAUAUGGUUGUGAACUUCAUAACUUUACUGGUUUGUCCUAUGCAAUUGUUGACUAGAUUCCCAACAUGUUUGUUGAUACCUUUUAAGGCUUCUAAAAAUCAGACUGGGAGAAAGAGAAAGCAGCCUGUGUCAUCUUCAGGUCCGGCCAAUAGCUCAGGAACAGCAAACACAGCGGGACCCUCCCCAAGUUCAGCACCAUCAACACCAUCAACUCAUACACCUGGAGAUGUAAUCUCAAUGCCUGCGUUGCCACAUGGUGGUAGUUCUUCAAAACCUUUGAUGAUGUUUGGCACUGAUGGUGGUGGCACUCUUACAUCUCCGUCAAAUCAAUUGUGGGAUGACAAAGAUAUUGUGCAGGCUGAUAUUGAUCGUUUCGUGGAGGAUGCAUCUCUUGAUGAUAAUGUUGAGUCUUUUUUAUCUCAUGAGGAUACAGACCCCAGAGAUACAGUUGGUCGUUGUAUGGAUGUUAGCAAAGGGUUCACAUUUACGGAAAUCAAUUCAGUUCGAGCUAGUACAAACAAAGUUGUGUGUUGCCACUUCUCAUCAGAUGGAAAACUGCUUGCAAGUGGUGGCCAUGACAAAAAGGCUGUAUUGUGGUAUACGGAUUCCUUGAAGGCAAAAAGUACACUUGAAGAACAUUCUUCGUUAAUUACUGAUGUCCGUUUCAGCCCCAGCAUAGCACGUCUUGCAACAUCUUCUUUUGACAAAACUGUGAGGGUUUGGGAUGCUGACAAUGUUAGUACACAUAAUCUUUCCUUUCUUACUCCAUUGUGAUUUCGUAUCAUUUUU
Molecule: messenger RNA, 1369 nt
Organism: Camellia sinensis
Lineage: Eukaryota; Viridiplantae; Streptophyta; Magnoliopsida; Ericales; Theaceae
Source: RefSeq, a predicted model, not a curated record